AUGCUCCGGCCCUCCUUCCCCCUCCUCCACUCGCUCCUUCUCCUAUGGCCUCUCCAAGCUCACGCCGCUAAUUUCUCCUUCUCCUACGGCGCAGCCACUCAGUGCGAUGACUUCCAGAUAUCCUGGACAGGCGGCACGGUGCCGUUCUUCAUGACCAUCAUCCCCUCCUUUGGCACACCCAAGAACAUCAGUAUUCCAAACAGCGCCUUCACCUCUCAGCAAGGUAAAUACUCCACUACCCUCGCCUACACCGCCCAGCAAAACCUCGUCGUCGCCCUCUCCGACGCCUCGGGUUUCGGCUCCGGGGGCAUCUCUCCCGUGAUCACUGUUGGCAACUCAAAGAGUGGGAACAAAUGCAACACAACCGACCCAGGCGUCGACUUCACCUACUCCACCGACUCGGCUCUUUCUCAAUGCAGAACCUAUACCUUCAACCAAUUCUCAUCGGCCGUGCAGCCGAUCACGAUCACAGGAUUCGUGCCGGGCGGCGAUUCCUUUGUCUUGAACCCACCAAAGGGCUCCACAACGUUCGAUUGGAUAGCCGACAUUGCAUCGGGGACUUCGCUGGCCUUCUUUGCUGUCGACUCCCGGGGACGUCAAGGCGGGACCACGGAGUUCGCGACAGUCGGCCUGUCUGACGACAAGACAUGUCUCGACAAGAACUCGCCUGCUUCCGUUAUCGAUGCCCCUAAAUCCACUGCCACGUCUUCGACAGGCUCGGAUUCGAACGGCAACCCUACGAACCAAGACAGCACCAGCUCGGAUGCAGGGACAAUUGCUGCCGUGAUUGUCGGCGUCCUGGUAUCCUUGGGUGUCAUCGGCUCCCUCUUCUGGUUCUACCUCCGUCGCCGAAAGGGCAACAGGGGUCUGUUUGGAGGCCGUUUCCGCAAGCAGGAAGUCGACCUCAUCCACGUCGACUCCAAUCUACCUCCCGCCUCCGCCCUCAACCCAUAUCCUCUCUACCAGACACAGACCAACGGCGCCGCCACAGCAUACGGUACUGCCGCCUCCGCGCACAGUGCAUCGCAGCGUGGUUCGCAAUACACCGCCGACUACAACGGUGGGCAACGCCCAGAAGGCACCGUCACCUCGUGGGACCAGAGCUUGACGUCGAGCGCAGCGCGCCGGAAGGCGCAGCAAGCCGGCGUGUCCACUUAUCAACCGCCCGCGCGGUUCAUUCUCCACACCGACAUCGAGGACGACAUCCCGCCACCGGCAGAAGACGAGGUCAUCGAGCUGCCCCCUCAAUACACUGAGCGACGCACCCCUUCAGCAUCGGGUUCCGGCACGCAUCAAGAGAACACCAGCUCCACACAACAUACCUUCCCACCCAGCGACGCCGAUCGUAAAGGGUGGCGCCAGUCAUAG
This is a messenger RNA of Epithele typhae, 1368 nucleotides long. RefSeq lists its product as uncharacterized. NCBI's taxonomy places the organism in Eukaryota, Fungi, Basidiomycota, Agaricomycetes, Polyporales, Epitheliaceae. The record is from RefSeq and is a predicted model, not a curated record. The transcript has 7 exons. The coding region runs from base 1 to 1368 and encodes 455 amino acids.